This is a messenger RNA of Gigantopelta aegis, 2422 nucleotides long. Its product is annotated as protein DEFECTIVE IN EXINE FORMATION 1-like. Lineage: Eukaryota; Metazoa; Mollusca; Gastropoda; Neomphalida; Peltospiridae. Gene Ontology annotation, molecular function: protein binding. The coding region runs from base 38 to 2056 and encodes 672 amino acids. The transcript has 13 exons. The record is from RefSeq and is a predicted model, not a curated record.
UUAGACUUCAAUAUGUCUGCGCCCUGUAGCAACAAAUAUGAAAUUUGGUCCAAAUUUUAUUCUUUGGCUAUUUUAUCUCGUGUUUAGUGAAGCCGACGAACAUCACAUAUCAUCGAAAUUUGUUGCAGAAGAAGCAGAAAAGCAGAGAUGCGGUUACAGUAUUCGACCUCUGUGGCAUGCGGAGGUGGGUCAUUCACCAUUUGCAGCUGCUCCGUUAAUUGCUGAUGUGGAUGGUGAUGGAGGGUUGGACAUAGUUGCGUCCCCUUUUGGUGAGGUGCUGACAGUGCUACAAGGAGAAAAUGGAAGGCCAAUUCCAAACUCUAGAUGGCCAGCUGUGAACCUGGACAGCUCUGUUCUUUCAAGUCCGUUACAGUAUGAUAUUAAUGGUGAUGGCAUGCUGGAGCUCAUGUUUUUCAUGUCUACGGGUGAGAUCAGGUUUUAUCGCUCUGAUGGAUCACAGCUUGUACAGUUCACUUACCAGAUUGAUCCUGUCUUCGUACAGAAAGACUGGUAUAAAAAGACGAUGUAUGCAUCAUCAGACACCAUCUAUAAUUACAUAGCCGAUCCACUCAAAGUAACAGAGAACCACGUGGCUGUGGAUCCUCACAUUUUGGCCACACCUGUGAUUGCUGAUCUCAACAAUGAUGACAGGAUUGAGGAGCUCAUCAUCCCGGUCUCGUACUUCUUUGAUGAUGAAGAUUACAGAUCUCCAGAGAAAUUAAAACAUCUACAAAACAUGACAGAGCCCACUCUAAGUUACCUGGUUGCUGGGGUGACAGUGUUAAACCUGACAAAUAUGCAGGUGAUAUUCAAGGUGUGCCUGGAACUGUCAGAGCUUUCAUCUGAGUUCCCAGCAUUUCUUCUCUUCUCACCAACUGUGAUUGACCUUGAUAGUAAUGGUGGUGAACUUGAGAUAAUCAUUGGAUCAUCGACAGGAAAUUUACACAUUCUUACUCAUUCCGGACAAUUGCGUGCUGGAUUUCCAAAAUCACUUCACUCACUGCAAGGACAGGUCAGUGUUGCAGAUCUGAACAAUGAUGGUAAAUUGGAGAUUAUCACCAUGGAUACCAGCGAUAAUGUGUCAUGUCUGGACCACAAUGGCAACUUGCAGUGGGAGCAGGAAUUAAGUGGAGUUGGUGCAGGAAGUCGCAUUAUUGACAUCAAUCAUGAUGGCACUUUGGAUGUUGUCGUAGCAACCAGUGAUGGGAAAGUCUUUGCUCUCAGUGGAAAAGAUGGCAGUCAUCUUCCCAAUUGGCCUUUAAACAUUGGCAGUAAGAUUGUCUCAAACAUUCUUAUCACAAAGAUUGGAAGCUCAGACAAUCAAGCUGACAUGGUGUUUGCUGCAAAUGAUGGCAACCUCUACAUCGUCUCCAGUGAUCGGACGUGUCAGGUACACAUCCCCAUUGAAGAAACCUCAUUGGUUGAAGUGCUGUCACAUGACCUCGUCAAACAGUCACCAGGACUGGAGCUGCUUGUGUCCACAAGGGACGGUACUCUAAUCUGUCUCGGAGUAGGUAGGGAACUUAGCCAGGACUAUCAGAUACCAGAGGCAGCCGAGAGGUUUCACCAACAGAACUCAUGUCCGGCCGUUACGAAGACAUACAAUGAUUUUUCUUUUUCCAUCCAUAAGCCAUUUGUAUACAUCAUGGCAUCAACAAGACACCAGGGGGAGGUAACUGGUAGCUCAUUUUGGUUCAACUUUGAAAUAGUCCAGAAGCCAAGAGAAAAUUCUAAGAUGACAGUAAACUACAUGAUAAAAAUAUAUUAUGGCAAGAACUUGCUGUUCAAGUCACAUUACACAGAGGUUGGGCAGUAUUCAGUUAAAAUUCCAACAUGGCCACAACCAGGUCAGGGUCAUAUGACUAUUCAGUUGACCAAUCAACAUGGGCAGGUUUUUCAAGACAGUUUUGCAUUGAGGUUCAAUGAAAUGAUUCUGCAAGAUCUGCAGUGGCUCCUGCUUGCACCAUUUGUUGCCAUGGUAACCAUUUUGUUGGUCAAUCAUGGCUUCCCUGCUAAAGACUUACUACCUAUGACUUUUCCAGAAAAGGCCAAAUAAAAUGGUGAUGAUGUUUAAGAUGUACAGUAACUUGAAAACUGGCAAUAAACAUGCCACUGUAGCAGUUGGGACUAAGAAAGAAAGAAAGACAGGAAGGAAGAAACUAUGCUGCCAGCAGAAAUAAAUAAUAAAAACUAAGGAAGUAAAGAAAGAAGGGAAAAACCUAUGCUGCCAGCUGACCUGUAGGAACAAUAUUCCUAUAAUCAUUUGCAGAGACCAAUGUCGACACAAGCCCAAAUACUGCCAAGUGUGGAUCCAUCUUCCAUGAUGCAAUAUUCACAACAGUUGGCCAAGAUGUCGAGUCAAGGAUGAGUUUAAAAAACAAUUUACUCUUUAAGUUCUGUAAUAAAUUUAUUUUCACACAUU